AGGCUUAGCGUACGACCCGAGUCGCACUGUUCCUUCAGUACUGGUUUGAGUAUCGUGCCGAGCGGUUGAUUUUGACUUUAAGAGUCCGAUCCCGUGUUUUCAAAGACGCCCGUUUGUAGAGAGAAUUGCUACCUAGCAGAGCAGCAGCGAAGCGAACGACGAACUUCCGACGACCAUCUUUCGUAUUUUUUGUGUUUUGCGUUCAAAAAAUAUUUUAAGGAAUUCAAAAUUUACCCCAAGAGAAACCAAAACCCAUUGGAGACAAUGUGCGCGAGACGAAAAUAGUUGAUUUCAUCAAAGUGUAGUGAAAACUGGAAAUAUAAUAACAACAAAAAAACAAGUAGAGAGGUACCCUGUUUCUCAGCCCUUAUGUUAUGAGUGUUGGAACGUCGAGCGAAGAUCUUGUUUUCGCGUGAGUGUUGUUUACCUGUUUGUAUGGAUGUUUCUUAUUAGCUGUGUUUGUGUGUGCGUGCGUGCUUCGCCGACCGAGAAAGAAGCAUGCAAAACUUGGCAAUAAUCAUAAGUUUUCUCGAAGUGAAUUCUUAACUAACAGCCAAAAAAAACUCAGCAAUAAGUUAAGGCUGAGCGGGACGAUUCAACAAGUUAAAAUACUUAAGUGAGUCAAGUUUCGACACGAAGAGCGAAGCAGAAGAAGAAAACAAGUGCCAUCGACAACGACGCAACGACACAAGAAGAAGAAGCGGUUGAAUGUCAAAAGUGAUUUUGCGAGUUUUGUUCAUAACAACCAGUUGAGAAGACAAAGUUGUCUCCUCCCUGUGUGUGCCACUGUGAAACGAGAAGAAAAAAAGCUCCAAGCAGUGACCGUGAAAAGUGAAAUAUGUCCACACAAUCCUACUAUAAGGAUCGACUGGGCUUCGAUCCCCGGGAGGCCUUGUAUGAUAACAACAAUGGGGAGAUAUCUCCGCCGCUGAAGUCGCCCCAGCAGCGACACAGCGUGAGUGGUGGCGGUCCCGGAUACUCCGGAACUGCCGCCAAGCACUACUACAACAAUGGUGGAUCUCCCAGUCCUUCGGGCCAUGCCAAUGUCAAUGCCAAUAACAAUAACGGAGGGGCUGACUAUUACCAGCGAACCCCGGCGAAACGCCAAAAGCACUCCUUCAGCGGGGGUUCGCCCGUUACCGGUUCACCGUUGAACGUGACCAGCCAGGGAGGAUACGAGGAUGCACUGACCCAGUUCAAAGACGAACGAGAUGCCAUACAGAAGAAAACUUUCACAAAGUGGGUCAACAAACAUCUGAAAAAGCACUGGAAGUAUCUCAAGACGUACACCCAUUUACAUGUAUGUGUUGUCAUCAGCGGAAUGCCCUGUUGUCCGCCAGCUGCCUCCAGACGAGUAGACGACCUGUUCGAAGAUCUGCGCGAUGGACACAACCUUCUUUCGCUCUUGGAAGUACUUUCUGGCGAACAUCUUCCAAGAGAGAAAGGAAAAAUGCGCUUCCACAUGCUGCAGAACGCACAGAUGGCGCUCGACUUUCUGCGCUACAAGAAAAUCAAACUGGUCAACAUCCGGGCGGAGGAUAUCGUCGAUGGCAACCCGAAGCUGACGCUCGGUCUGAUCUGGACCAUCAUCCUGCACUUCCAGCUGAAUCGAAAAGACAGCUUCAGCAACCCGCGGAGGCGACAGUUCAUCGCUGCGGCUGACACUGAAAUCUCUGAGCAUCACCCACGCUCUCCACGGAUGCCCGGCAAUGGCACAGCUAAUAGCCGAUUGCGAAUUUCCUCGCCCUCGCCCCAGUUCCGGUGUUCGGAUUUGAAUAUUGCUAUGGACUCGCGAAUGUUCGUGGCCAAAGUAAGAUUAGUGGAGUGGGCUACUGCUACUGUGACAAAGUGUGUGGUGUGGUGUGCGAAAACAAUGUACAAAAUUGACGACGAGUUUCGUCCCCGGGGACGGGUGUUUAUGAAAGCACAGCGAGAACAUGAGCACGAGUACCCGUCCAGUGCCAUGGUUAGCCGGUCCAACUCCCGGCUGAGCGGUACCCAUCGAAGGGGACCGGCCAUCACCACCAAUUUGGACGAUAGCAAUUUGCGCUUUCGGCAUGAAAUUAUGAACGAAAAAGUCAUCGAAGCGACCGUCACGGAACGCCCGACCGUGAUCGAGGCGAUGAAUCGUGAACACUGGAGAGCUCUGCCAUCCUCGAUGAGCUAUGGUAACGAGCUGGUACCGGCGGUGGCGUUGACCAGUGCUAAUGUGGUCGCUGAAGUGACCCGUAAUAAGCGCUACACGACAGAGGUUCUCGGGAAUACGAUGGAAACGACGAGCACUUCACAGCGAGCAACUGAUGGUCAUCGACGGAUGACGACUCAUAUUGUUCGGAAGAUUACCACGCUGACCCGAGCCGAGGAGCAGGCUCACGCGGACAACAAAAUACGCCAAAGUCGCGAUGUGAAGACAACCGAAAUAGGGUAUCUCCGCAUGGGCUCUCAGGACUCCAAGCGUGCCAAGAUUUCCGACAUCGUCGUCGGACAGGAGGACAAUCUAACGGCACGCGAAGCCCUGCUCCGAUGGGCGCGCCGCUCCACAGCCAAAUACCCCGGCGUUCGGGUGAACGACUUCACCGGCUCCUGGCGGGAUGGACUGGCUUUCUCCGCACUCGUUCACCGAAAUCGGCCCGAUCUCAUCGACUGGCGAGACUCGAGAUCGCGCCGACCCCGGGAACGGCUGGAGCAGGCAUUCCACGUGGUGGAACGCGAGUAUGGCGUCACGCGGCUUCUCGAUCCAGAGGAUGUUGACACGAACGAACCGGAUGAGAAGUCCAUGAUCACUUAUCUCAGCUCACUUUACGAUGUGUUCCCGGAGCCACCCCAAAUGCACCCCCUUUUCGACAUGGAGUCCCAGCGAAGGGUACAGGAAUAUCGGGAACUGGCCCAACAGCUACUGUACUGGUGCCGCGAAAAGACAUCCCUUCUGCAGGAACGCGCCUUCCCCACGACACUGAUCGAGCUGAAGCGACUACUGACGGACUUGAAUCGAUUCCGGAGCGAGGAAGUACCACCGCGACAGCGAGAUAAGCAGCGUCUGUUCAGCAUAUACAAAGAGUUGGAAAAAUAUUUCGAAUCCAUCGGCGAAGUGGACGUGGAAACGGAGCUGCGACCGGAAUCGCUGGAGAAAGCCUGGCACAGGCUCAUGUCCGCGCUGGCGGACCGUGACAUGAUCCUCCAGCAGGAGGUCCAGCGGCUCGAGCGUCUCCAGAAGCUGGCGGAGAAGGUACAGCGCGAGUACAAGCACACCGAAACCGUGAUAACGAAGAUCGAAACGCGAAUCUCAGAGGAAAGCCGCCGCAUCGAACGGUUACACCCGGUCGAGGCGAAGAACGUCGUCGAAGGACUCGAGGGGGAUAUCCGCCACCUGGAGCAACCCCUCCAGGAGAUGAACGACGACUGCCAUAGCCUGAAGGAUGGGCGAUAUCCCCAGGCUUCCGACCUGCACAAGAAAGUCACAAAACUGCAUCAGCGAUGGUCCCAGUUACGAACAACAUUCCACACUAGUUUAGUACAAAAACUUUCCGGAUUGAGCUACCCUGUCCAGGAGACCACAAUCACGAAGCAGACGCGCGUAGUCACCGAAACACGCCAAAUCGGCACAAAUCCAUACUUCCGAGACGUACAGGAAUACACGGAGUGGUGUCAGACGAAGCUGAAACAACUGCUCACCUCCGACUACGGCUCGGAUCUGCCGUCCGCGAAGGUGGAACUGGAGCGCCACCAGCACGAGCACAAAGUGAUCGAUCAGUUCCACUCGAAGAUCAUCCAGUGCGAGCGGCACCAGAGCAACUUCUCCGGAGACGAGCUGCAGCUCUACCAGCAGAAGCUGAGCCAGCUGGAGAAAACUUACGCCGAGCUGCUGAGCACCUCGACGAAGCGGCUGGCCGAUCUGGACGCGCUGCAGGAAUUCCUGUCGGCCGCAACGGCCGAGCUGAGCUGGCUAAACGAUCGCGAGCAGAUCGAGGUUAGCCGGGACUGGGCCGACAAGAAUCUGGAUCUUUCCGCGGUGCAUCGGUACUAUGAGCGUUCCUACGGAAAUGGGGAUGAUAAUCUAAUGUCCGAGCUGGAGAAGCGCGAGAUGCACUUCGCCACGAUCCUGGACCGCGGUGAGGCCCUUCUAGUCCAGCAGCAUCCCGCCUCGAAGUGCAUCGAGGGUCACCUGCAGGCACUCCAGUCCCAGUGGUCCUGGUUGCUACAGCUAACGCUCUGCCUUGAGGUACACCUGAAGCACGCCACCGAUUAUCACUCGUUCUUCGAUGAAAUUCGUGAGGCGGAAAACUGGCUAACCAAGCGGGACGACAUACUGAACUCGAAGUAUUCCCAGUCGGAAUUUUCACUGGAUCAGGGUGAGAGUCUACUGCGGGGUAUGCAGGAUAUCCGCGAGGAACUGAACGCGUUCGGUGAGACGGUGUCUCACUUGCAGCACCAAGCCACCACCAUAGUGCCUUUGAAGCAGCGAAAACAACCAGUGAACCGACAGUACACCGUGCAAACGAUAUGCUCCUACAAGCAGGGUAACAUUUCACUCGAAAAGAACGAAUCCUGCACCCUGCUGGAUACAUCCGGGCGCGUCAAAUGGCGCGUUAAGACCGCCAAGGGAGCCGAAGGUUCCGUCCACGGGGUGUGUCUGCUGUUGCCACCGCCCGAUCAGGAAGCGAUCGAAGCUGCCGAUCGAUUGAAGCGGCUGUUCGACCGCUCGGUUGCGCUGUGGCAGAAGAAGCAGCUGCGACUGCGACAGAACAUGAUUUUCGCCACUAUCAAGGUGGUUAAGGGCUGGGACUUCGAACAGUUCCUGGCGAUGGGUGCCGAGCAGCGGACGGCAAUCCGACGCGCUCUGAACGAUGACGCCGACAAGCUGCUGGCGGAGGGAGAUCCCGCCGAUCCGCAGCUGCGCCGAUUGCGGCGCGAAAUGGACGAAGUGAACCGACUGUUCGACGAAUUCGAGAAACGUGCCAGAGCUGAAGAGGAAAGCAAACAAGCGAGCCGAAUCUUCACCGAACAAUGCAUCUCGCUGAAGACCCGUUUGGAGGAAAUGGCACGCGAAUUGGACCACAUCAUUCUGUCGCCAAUGCCACGCGAUCUGGAUUCGCUCGAGCACUCGGUCCAAAUUCUGGAAGACUACAAACGCCGGCUGGGUUUGCUGGAGCCGGAUCUCAAGCACCUCCAGGAAACAUUCCGAACGAUUACACUCAAGACGCCCGCCCUCAAGAAGAGCCUGGACAAUCUGCUGGAGCUGUGGAAGGAACUGAACACUCAAGCCGUGUUGCACGGCGAUCGACUUAAGCUGCUGGAAGGCGCUCUGGCUGGUCUGGAGGACAACGAGCAGGUUAUUUCCGAUCUGGAGGGAAAGCUAUCCCGCCAGCUGGAGCUUCCAUCGUCCCAGGAUGGGUUGUACGAAGUGUUCAAGCGGUUGUCCGCCAUUCAGGACACCAUCUCGGCCCAGCAGCCCGAAAUGGACAAGAUGAACGACUCGGCCGAUCAGCUCGGCCGGAUGGGCGUUCCGACGAAGGUUCUUGGCGACCUGAAACGGUUGCAUUCGAACGUGGAGCGUUUGAAUUCUCGGUGGAACAACAUCUGUGGGCAGCUAGCCGAAAGGCUGCGAAGUGUUGAAACAGCGAUCGGACUGAUGAAGAACUUGCAGACGAGUAUUGUAGUGGAGGAAACAUGGGUCGAGAAACAGACCGAGAAGCUGCAAGCGUUACCAACCGCUACCUCCGCUCGGGAGCUGGAUAACAUGCUGGGUGAGGCCAUGGAGCGUACGCCAAAGAUCGAACAGGUCAAUCUCACCGGGGGCCGCUUGAUCCGCGAAGCAAAGAUCUACGAUGGCAAGUGUCUGCACUACAUCGAUUGGCUUGUGGAGAUACGGCCGAGCUUCUCGCCUCCCCGGCAGGAUCUGCGGCCACCCGACGCCGACCCGGGCGCCACCGAAGUGUACUCGAGGCGGCUUGACGCGUUGAACUGCCGGUACGAAUCGCUGAUCGAGCAGCUGACCCAGCGGCUCAAGACGGCGAUCGAGGUGAAUGGCGCGGACGGAUUGCGCUAUGCCGAAAGUCUCCAGAAGCCGCUUCGAACCUAUCGGUUGGAGUUCAAUCUCGGCCGUCCGAUGAGCAGCAGCAACAAAAACGACGACGGUUUCGAGGAGCUAACGGAAGACGUCUACACCAGCACCUAUUCGGCGACGCAGAUCACAAAGAUUUCCAACAACAAUCUGGUGUACGACACGCUGGACAGCAGCAAUUCUCGCGAGAGUUCCCCCACGAAGAAAGUGAGUAAGCUCGGGAUGCAGUCGAAUGUGCAUCAUCAUCCGAACGGCGACGGGAACGCAUCGUCGGUACAGUUUACCGAGAUUCGCAGUCUGAAGCGCAUUUCGCGCACAAAUGAAGCCGUAGGCACAAAUAGCGAAAUUGAAGAUGGGGAUACGAUACUGAAUACGCCCGGAAUUGUGGACCCGGUCAGUGGUCGGAUAUUGACGGUUGGGGAAGCCAUCCGGCUGCGGAUACUGGAUGUGCGCAGCGGUCAGUUGAACGUGAACGGGGAGAGGUUAAGUCUGGAGGAAGCGGUACGGAGGCAACUGAUAGACGCGGAACUGGUGAAUAAUUUGCUCAGGCCCGGUGCAGCGCUGGAUCGCGACGGACGGCCCAUGAGUCUGCUAGAGGUGAUACAGAAGGAAAUUCUCGAAGCCGAGAACGGUUACGACAGCACGGAGAAGCGCAUCAAGGUAACGACCAGCAACAGCGAGCUAUCAUCCUCCCCUGUCAAACGCACCUCCUCCACUGUAAAAUAUAACGAAGGGGAAGCAAAAAGUAUUGUCGAUGCCAUUAAACAGGGCCUGGUCGAUGUCAGCAAUGGGCUCUAUCGUACCGAGACCGGCGAUCUAAUCACGCUGGCCGAUGCCUACGAAUGCGGGUACUUGGUUCGUAAUGAGACGAUCAAGAUUGCGCCCCACACGCUCUCGCUGACCGAUUCCAUCGGUCAGGGUCUGGUGGAUAAUGGUGGUUGGGUCAUUGAUCGUAACACUGGCGAUACGUUCCGACUGGAUUCAGCCAUCGCGAAAAACCUCGUGAAUCCCGACUUGCGGGAAAUUGUGGACACAAAGAAUGACACCAAGAUCACGGUAGCGCAGGCCCUAGAGGCAGGGAUUUUGAAUGCGAAAACGGGUCGUUUCAUGAACCCACUCACGAAGGAGAAGCUAACCUUUGCGGAAGCGCGCAAUCGGCAGCUUAUCUGCAAACCUAUGACACUGAAGGACGUUUGCGAUCUGAGUUUGUUCGACAACAAGACAGAGAAGAUCGCGUCCCCGACGAGACGCGAGCGGGUCAAUAUUCCAGGUGCUAUUAGUUUAGGAGUGUUAGAUAGUGAUAGUGUUAAGUGUGUGUACAAGAGCAAGGGUGAGUUGCUGACGCUGAAGGAAGCCCUCGAGCAAGAGAUUAUUCUGCCCUUCGAAAAUCGCUACCGUCAGCGCGAGACCGGAGAGAUGAUGACCAUUCCGGAGGCCGUCGAUCGGGGUCUCAUCUCGUCGGUCUCCAUCAAAUCUAUUUUCAAUAUUUUCGGUUUCAAAGAUCCACAUUCCGGUGAAUUUGUUUCGCUCAAUACGGCUCUGGCGAAAAAUGUGGUCCGCAAGAGCGACGAUCGCUUCCAGCUGGAUGUCGGCAAAGGGGUUCUGGUUGAUUUUGACGAAGCCGUCGCGCAAGCACUCAUUCGUCCGGAGGUACACGAAAUGCUCGGUCGGAAGAUCGGAGUGUUCGCCGAAGGGAAACACGAGCUGUCCCUGCGAGAGCUGGUUUACCACGAUCUGAUCGAUACCAAAACAGGUUUUUUGCUCGAACCGGGAACCGGCAAAGUUCUACCGCUGGAACCAGCUAUCGAGCGUAAAUUUAUUACCCCCGAGGGCGCCUUACUCCUGAUAAGCCUUUUAAAUAUUACCCUCACAACCGAAACCGUUGUGAAAACAAUCAAACGUUACGUCACGAUCACGCACACCGGCGAACAGGUCGAGUCCCAGCCCGACGUGCUGCUUUCCUUUACAGAAGCAGUCCGCCGGGGACUGAUCGACGAGAAUACCCGUACGUACCGUGACCCGUCGACUGGUAACAUUUAUUCCGUACAGCAAGCUUUAAACCAUGGCCUUAUCCUGCCCGACACGGAAGCAAUUCCGUCGCAGGAAACCAGUAGCGAAGUUCCUAUUGUUGUUAAUUCGAAAACAGCGCCCAUUCCACUGGAGUUCGAAACUCGACUCGUUAAGGGUAAAGGGGACUCCAAAACAGUUCACAUUACAACCACCUUUUUGGACAAGGAACGCAGCAGGCAAACACAAAGCUUCGAACUUCCGCCCGAUGGGUGGUCUCUUUCGGACGCAAUUGCUAGAGAUCUCUUUGACGCGGUUUCCGGAUUGUACAUCAUUCCGGGUACCGAUCGUUUGGUUAGUUUUGAAGAGUGCAUCAAGCUCAGGAUCAUCAACAGCCAGUCGGCUUUUGUGAUCGACUCGAGGAACCCUCAGUGUAAGCUCACGCUCGAUCGAGCCCUCGAGCGGAAACUCCUGGACGCUACCGGCCACUAUGCGCUGGCACAAGGUGACAAAAUCACGCUGCGAGAAGCGAUCACGCGUAAGCUGAUCAUCUUCGUACAGGUUCCGGAUGAGUCCGGUGCCACGAGCCGCACGAUUCAAGUGACCAAAAUUUCCGGUCGUCCGGAUGUUAUUGAAAUUUCUUCUGACGGUGACGAACGGACGGUACCGGUGGAAAGUUUGAGAACGCCGGAAAUCCUCAGCCCGGAACCGCUGCAGGUGGCACCGGGGGUUAUUUACGAUCCAUCGACCGCGCUCGUUAUUUUCACUGACAGCGGUAAGUCGGACAGUAUUGUUAACGCCGUUCUCAGCGGUAAAAUUGAUCCCAAUUUGGUCAAGAUCACAGACCCUAGUACGAAUGAAGUUAUGAACCUCCAGGAAGCACUGAACCGUGGGAUAAUUGAUCCCGAGGCUGGUGAAAUCAAGGGUCGUUCGGGGAAGCCGAUUUGUUUGAUUGAGGCUGCUCAAAGUGGGGUGCUUUCGGUUUGUGGAGCACCACUAGUUGCCGCGGCUGGGGCCUUCCACUUGCUCAAGACCAUGGUCGAUCCGGCAACCGGUGAGGAAAUUCCAAUCGAGCUAGCUUACGAGCGUGGCCUUAUAACCCGUAGUCAACUUCCUAGCCCAGAACGGGCGGCCUUGCGGAAGAAGCUGAGCGUGGAGAGCAACAGCCGUCGGUCUUCGGAAGGUAUCGUCAUAACAACGGUGGUCGAUUCUUCCCAACAACGGUACGAGAAGGAACCCGUUGUGUUACAGCGUAUGCGAAAAUGUGUGCUGCGCCCCCGAGAUGCUGCCGAAAAAGGCAUUCUGGACCGAGAAACCGCCGACCUGCUGGAAGAUCCCAAACUUUUUGAACAGGCGUCAUCGCUUGAUCGCGUCAUUGCAGCUGGUCGUUUGGAUGGUACCCGUGGUAGGAUUGUGGAUCCACAGCGGGGUCACGUGCUUACGAUCAACGAAGCGAUCCAUCGGGGUAUUUUGGAACGACAUGGUACGAAUAAUGUUUUCAUUCCUCUAGCGAAGUCGCUCGCUAUACCGGAAUUGAAAACGCAAGGUUUGUUGGAUGUUGAUGGAUCGAAGAUUUAUCAUCCCGAAACCGGGUGUUUGCUAACCCUUAGGGAGGCCUUGAUCUGCGAAAUCGUCGAUCCUUUGAGUGAGGUUAUGGUUCAUGGUAAGGAGAGGGUAACCCUAGAGCAAGCGAUAACAUCUCGCGUUGUUGAUGAGGACAAAUGUACCAUCAACAAUGUCCCACUGGAUCGAGCCAUCAACGAAAAUGUCUUCCCACUGCCAAAUUAUUCCCCUUGUAUUCCACCCGUGGGAAUGACCCUCCCAGUGAUUGUGAAGAGAAACCUGCUGGACGUGACCGGAAAGCAGAUCAUUCAUCCUAUUACCAAGAUUCGGAUGGGUGUCAACGAUAGCAUCCAAACGGACUUCAUAAUGGCAACUCCCUUCACGCCAAACGCGGACGCAGUCAGCCUCGACGAGGCCCUCGAUCGACAGCUGAUCAAUCCAACGAACGAAUCCUUCAAGAACCCCAAAACAUCCGAGGAACUCCCCCUGCAGGAAGCCAUCGAAAUUGGUCUACUCGAGGUAAAACCCCUUCCCCAGUUGGUUCUGGGAAUGCAAGCUAACACGGCGAUCACAUCGGUGACGGAGUCGGUCUCUUCUCAGCAUACCAUCACCACGAAAACUGUUGAAAUUCAAUCGGGCUACGCGCUGAUCUCGGCCACCGAAGUCCAGGAUGUGUCCACCGGGGAGAUCAUGUCGGUUGACGAGGCUCGCCAGAAGGGAAUAAUUGUAGACGAGCAUCAGCUCGAAGAGCAGGUGCACGACCGGGAGGUAAACAUAAGCUUCACCAGUGCCUUGCAGCGGGGUCUGCUAGAUGUCGCGAAAGGAACCUUCCGGCAUCCGAACAGUGGCGAUGUAAUGUCGAUUUCAGAUGCGGUCGAUCGAGGUUUCAUUGCCUCGAACGAUGAUGCGCUGAAUCGGUCCCCGGAGAUGGUGCAUAAAGUGGUUUCUAGUGGUUCGGAAGUGAGUAGACAGCAAACGGUUCAGGGGACAACGAACAAUAAAACGCUUGGAGAGAACAUAAAGGAUGCCGCCAAAUUGGGCGCCAUGGCCAUAGUUGGGGCGCCAAUUCUGGGUGGAGCAACGAUCGCAGGUGCAGUCAAAAAAGUGUUCGAAAAGAAGGAAAGUGAGAAGUCGGAGUCGUCGAUCAGCGUGAGCUCUUCUGAGAGUACUGUGGUGGAAACUUCGCGCGUGAGCACGAUGACUGUGAAGUCAUCGUCGUCAUCGGGUAAGGAGUCGGUUGGCGUUACAUUCCCGGGAACCGUGGGUACGAUGGAUGGUACGAAAAGAAAUGCGUCCGAAACCGUACAAAGUUUCCUGGAUUUCGAAAGGCAGAUUUCAAUGCAACGGGAACAGUUGUUGGAAACAUUGGAUGAGACCACCACAGAAUCCGAGACCUCGCUACCCAAAACUACGGGUUUGAAUGACGAAAAAGUUGUUUCUGUGCCAUCGGAAAUCGGCACUGGAUCUUCUGCGUCGAUCGAGGAAAAAACAAAUCAUGUUACUACAAUGAAGGUUACAAUUAUUGAGAAAGAACUCGAAUCAACGAGAGCUGAAGACAUUGAAAAAAUUGAUAUCAUUCCGUCUAAGGAUGUUCGGACGAAACCAAUAUCCGAAGAUGAAUCUAACAUACUGAACAUUGAGGUAGUGAGAAAAGAAGCCAUAGACAGCAGAGACAAAAUCGUUGAAGAGUUCGAUCCACAAUCGGCCGUAGACUUUAACGCCAAGCUGGAUCUCCAGAAUGUGCGGCAUAUUGAAAAAAUCGUAACAAUGAUUGAAGAAGCCAAGACUUCUGAUAAAUUGAAAGAACUCAAAUCAUCGGAUCCGAAAUCGGAAGAAAUGGUCAAAGAUAUCUGUAAACCCAAAGUGCUGCAAAUGGAAGAACACAAGGUGCUGCAGAAGGACGUGUCGAUUCAUCGCGAAUCGAUGCUACUGCUGGACAAGAAGGGAACUCAUCUCAAGUACUUCAGCCAGAAGCAGGACGUGAUUCUGAUAAAGAAUCUGCUUGUAUCCGUGCAGCACCGUUGGGAGCGUGUUGUUGCGAAGGCUGCGGAACGAACUCGUGCCCUUGACCAUGGAUACAAAGAGGCUCGUGAGUUCCACGAUACGUGGCUGCAGUUGAGCACGUGGUUGAAGGAAACCGAAACCACGUUGGACACACUGGCAGAAGAGACCAGCAAUGACGCGGCUAAGAUCAAGAAACAUCUGGAGAAAUUGCGGGAGAUUCAGCGCAGCUUGCAGUCUAAGGAGAGCUUCUACGACAGCACGAUGCGAAACGGUAAGAGUCUGAUGGAUCGUGCCCCCAAGACCGACGAACCGGUGCUGUCGAAAAUGAUGAACGAGCUGAAGGAUUCGUGGAAACGCGUCUGCCAUAAGAGUGUUGAGCGCCAACGUAAAUUCGAAGAAGCUUUACUGCUGUCCGGACAAUUUGCCGACGCGCUGCAAGCGUUGCUCGAUUGGUUGCGCAAGGCAAAGGCACGCCUCGCUGAUGACGGCCCUGUUCAUGGUGAUCUAGAUACGGUAACAACGCUGGUCGAACACCACAAACAGUUGGAGUCCGAUCUGGACAAGCGUUCCGCCCAGAUGCAGAGUGUCAUGAAGACCGGCAAAGAUCUCGAGAAGAGCGACGAAACCAGAGAAACAUCCAAGAACUUGAAGGAACUGCAGAAACUCUGGGAAGACGUUCAAAGCCUAAGUGGUCGGCGCAAAACGCGGCUCGAAGUUGCGCUGAAGGAAGCGGAGCGGCUGCACAAAUCCGUCCACAUGCUGCUCGAAUGGUUGUCUGAGGCCGAGCAGAAGCUACGAUUUGCCGCUGCCGCUCCCGAUGAUGAACAUCAGGCCAACGAUCUGCUGGAAGAGCACGCUCGCUUCAUGAAGGAUCUGCGUGAGAAAGAGUUCGAAAAGGAAGAAACACUCGGACUUGCUCAUGCGAUUUUGGGUAAGGCUCAUCCGGACGCCGUUCCGAUCAUCAAGAAUUGGAUCUCGAUCAUCCAAUCGCGAUGGGAUGAAAUUUCCCAAUGGGCCCUCAGUCGUCAAAGUAAGCUGGAAACCCAUCUGAAGUCACUGAAGGAUUUGGAUGAUUCGAUCGAGGAAUUGUUGGCUUGGUUGGUCGGAUUGGAAGCAACGCUGUUGAAUCUCGAACAGGAACCACUUCCGGAAGAGCUUCCACCCCUCGAAGUGCUGAUCGCCGAUCACAAGGAAUUCAUGGAGAACACUGCUCGCCGCCAAGGUGAGGUGGACCGGGCCUGUAAACCCCGUCAGCCUCCGCCGGGCUUGAAAGAAGCGCGGAAACCAUCUCGCGGUGUGCUCAAAACACCAGUUCGCGUGAGUCCUGGACGUGAGACCCAAACACCGGAAAGGGAUCGCUUGCCGCACUAUGGUCCACGAUUUUCGCCAAGCAAUCAACCGGAAACCGAGCUUCGAUCCCCCCGUGCCAAGCUUUUGUGGGACAAGUGGCGCUACGUGUGGAUGCUGGCGUGGGAACGCCAGCGCCGUCUGCACGAUCAUCUGCUGUACCUACAGGAUCUGGAGCGCGUCCGGCAGUUCAGCUGGGAGGAAUGGCGCAAGCGUUUCCUCAAGUUCAUGAACCACAAGAAGUCCCGGUUGACGGAUUUGUUCCGCAAGAUGGACAAGGACAACAAUGGGCUGAUACCGCGGGAUGUGUUCAUCGAUGGAAUCAUUGGAACGAAAUUCGACACCUCGAAGCUGGAAAUGAACGCUGUGGCCGAUUUGUUCGAUCGUAACGGCGAGGGACUGAUCGACUGGCAGGAGUUCAUUGCGGCUCUCCGGCCGGAUUGGCAAGAACGUAAGCCGAAAACUGACGCCGACAAAAUCCACGACGAAGUCAAGCGGUUGGUGAUGCUGUGUACGUGUCGACAGAAGUUCCGUGUGUUCCAGGUCGGCGAAGGCAAAUAUAGGUUCGGAGAUUCCCAGAAGUUGCGUCUUGUGCGUAUCCUGAGAAGUACUGUGAUGGUCCGCGUCGGUGGCGGAUGGGUAGCACUUGACGAAUUCUUGGUCAAAAACGAUCCUUGCCGAGUUGCGCUAGUGCUACCUCUCCCCAACCCAAACGAUCCGCGUCAACACGAGGCGUGUUGUCCACUGUCCAAGGGACGCACCAACAUCGAGUUGCGCGAGCAGUUCAUACUGGCCGAUGGCGUCUCGCAAUCGAUGGCUGCAUUCAAACCGCGCAUGUCCGGUUCGGCUGGCUCGGGAUCGAAUGCUACCAGCUCGCCCAUCCCGUCCCAGGGCCCGAUUGUGAAGGUACGAGAGCGUUCGUCGAAAUCGAUUUCGAUGUCGCGACCGUCCCGCUCAUCACUGUCGGCCUCUACGCCUGACUCUCUCAGCGACAACGAAGGCAGCGUGGGAACGCCAGGACGUUUCCAGACGCCCAGCCGUAAAACUUCAGUGCCAAUCAGAUCUCAGAUGACACCGGUCGGUUCGAGAACCAAUUCCAGACCCAGUUCAAGGCCGGCAAGCCGUGCCGGUUCGAAGCCACCGUCCCGUCACGGGUCGACACUGUCGUUGGAUAGCACGGAUGACGCCACCCCCUCUAGGAUUCCAACCCGUCGUAUUACCACCACCAAUACUUCGACUCCGCGACCAUCGCGAUUGUCGGUUGGAUCAACUACGAUGUCACGAACUGCGACCACCACCACCACCAAUGGUGUCUCUUCGAGGACAGCAUCGGGUGCAGCUUCGCCAGCACCAACAAGAAACGGUGGCAUGAGCCGGUCAUCAAGCAUACCAACACUAAUAGGAGUACCGAGCAGCAGCCAACGCUCUCGGAUACCAGUGAGACAAUCGUCAAACGUGUCAAACUCUUCUUCAGCCACGGGGAAAACGAGUGGAGCAUCUACCCCGUCCGGAAUGCAGACCCCACGGCGGACUUCGGUCGAACCCCAGACGCCAGGCAGCACUGCCCGGCCGGACCGUAGCUCGCGCGGCACAACGCCCAUCGAAAGACGUGCUCCGUUCAGACUGUAGGACUGCUGUCCCGCUUCCGAAGACGAACGAACGUCGAACGAAACUCGAAAUUUUACUAACCCCUCCCUGGUUGAUAGUAAUCAACUGCGCAGCAGCAGCUGGAGAAGAACACUGAUGAAGGUAAUUUAAAUGAGAGAGCGAUAAGAAGAAUACGCCGUAUUCCGUGAUGGGUACCUCGGUAGUGACCCAUUCGAAAAAAGUCGUUGUCUAUAUUACUAAUCAGUUCAAAGCAUAUUUCGUUUUGGUUUUUUUUUGUUUACGCUAAAAUUUGCUUUUCUUCGCCCGGAGAAGAACUAUAACUGCGGUACUAAUCAAUGAUGAUUAGGUUUCAAGAGGAGAGAGGAAUGUGUGUGUGUGUAUGCGACACGAGAGUAGUGAAAGUUUGUUUUUUAAUUCUUUUAGAAAAGAAAACCAGUGAAGUGAAGUGAAGUAGUAGUCCCGCAAUCGAACAGAAUUAGCUAAGAUGUAGAUGGAAUCUAAAGCUGUACAUAUUUUAGGAUAGAAACAGAAUUCAAGAUGUAAAAAGUUGUUUUGAGAACGAUAGGAAAGAAAAUCGAAGAGAGAGUUUGUAGUUAAUUGUUUGUUUGUCUUCUUCAGAAAUGGAUUCGUAUUUCUCGGUAAUAUCUGCAAUCUGUACCUUGUGGGACUUUGAAAGGACUAGUUUUUUCUGCUAUUUCAGGUGGAAUCGGACCAACGAUUGCAGAGAAUCGCCAGCCCUCCAAUUGUUGUUCUAAUUUCAAAUCGAAAAACGUGUGAGAAUUAUGGUUAACAUUAGUUCAAGCGGGUUGGAAGUGAGUCGCAUGUGUUUGCGUGACUGAAUGAUUCAAAUGUUAUUUUUGUUUUCUAUUUAUAUUUAUUAUUUAUGCAUUCUUUACUAUGCAAGUAGGAUUUCUCUUCUAGAAUUUUUUUGUAAGGCCUUGUUUUAUUCGCUCUAAAGAAGGAGGAUCGCCAGCCUCCUUCGGAGGACCGAAUUGAAACCCAGAGAUCAUAUUAUUUUCAUAUUGCAUUUGCCAAACACCAAUCCAAGAGAAACGCUUCCGAGAAAAGAUUCCCUCAAGCUAAUUUUGAAGUGCGCGAUGACGGAGAGAAAUCGCCAGUUUUCUCCGUUUUUCGCCCCAUUUUUUUUCUACGCGACCGUUUCUCGCGAGAGAUUCGAAAAUUUUGCGUUUGCAUGAAGUACUUGCCUUGAGUCCGAGCUUCGAAGUACAGAGAAAUGCCGAAAUAGUAAGAGAGUAGGAAUAAAUUGUUUAAGCAGUUAUUAAUUCAUUAACUACAAAAAAAGUCAUUUAGGUUUUGUAAGGCCACAAUAUUAUUAGUAGCGUAUUGCGAAUAAUCAGAAUAACCAAUAAGAGCAAAUGCUAAGCUGUUUUUGUAAUUGAAAUUUAAAAGUUUUUUUUAUACAAAAAAGAAAAAAAGGAAGCAAAAAAAAUGUCAUGAAAAUGGAAUAAUUCCUAGAAUAAUAUGGACAUGAGGACAGAUAACUACUACUAGCUUACAAAUUAACUUCACCAAUUACUCAGCUAUAGCGGUUACAAUUUUUAAUACAUGUGAUUCAAAAUUAACACAAGAGAAAAUCUCAUAAAAAUAAUAAACAAAAAAAUGAAUAAUCCAA
Messenger RNA from Toxorhynchites rutilus septentrionalis, 16223 nucleotides. Its product is annotated as microtubule-actin cross-linking factor 1, isoforms 1/2/3/4-like. Gene Ontology annotation, biological process: wound healing; intermediate filament cytoskeleton organization. The coding region runs from base 839 to 14611 and encodes 4590 amino acids. The transcript is spliced from 35 exons. Gene Ontology annotation, cellular component: intermediate filament; cytoplasm; membrane. NCBI's taxonomy places the organism in Eukaryota, Metazoa, Arthropoda, Insecta, Diptera, Culicidae. Gene Ontology annotation, molecular function: microtubule binding; calcium ion binding; structural molecule activity. The record is from RefSeq and is a predicted model, not a curated record.